AUGGCUAACAAUGCGGACAAUGAAGUGAAGAGCGGGAAUGUCUCGGAUGUGAUCAACGCUCACAUCUUCGCAUUCAAUAGAUUCAAUUCAUUGGUUUUAUUGAAUAUUGAGAAGCAAUUGAGUAAAAGAGACGACAAUAUCGGCAAUGAAUCGCUUAUUGAAGACAUUAUGAGAAAUGGCUUUGUUUUCGCCACUCAGAAGAAGAGGCGAACCGUUGAGCGAAGACUUGAGCGCCGCUUCGGUUUAGAUAAAUAUCCGGACACUUCUCCCAUCAUAAGAGCCAAACAAAACCUGAUUCCGUGCGACCGUUGCGGACAAUACCAUGAAUUUCACACCAUUUGCGCCAAUUGUUACAAACGAGUGAAAGAAGAAUCAAAUCUGAUUAUCGAAGAAAUGAAGAAACGAUUGCAUUAUUCGGAACCAAUCGAAGAAGAGGUUACCAUUCGUUACAAGAAUGACAGUAAAAGCGAGGCUGAGAUGACUGGGAGACGAGUGGUCGAAAUGGAUCGCCAAAGACCCGAAUGGUUUGCCGAUAACCUGUUGUCUAAAAGUGUUGGCAAUAAAUGGAUUGAAAGCAAUCCUAUUGUUAGAGAAGACGACCCAAAAAUUAUAACAAAAGAUUAAUUCAUUUUAUUUAAUAUCAGUUUUUGUUUACAAUUCAAAGAAUAAAAUUUUUUGAAUUAAAUAAAUGUUUUUUAUAUUAAUAUAAUAUUAAAAUGCAAUUAUAAUUAGAUAUCUGUUUAAAGGCCCC
Medioppia subpectinata is the source of this 751-nucleotide messenger RNA. The record is from the annotation of a GenBank genome assembly. Lineage: Eukaryota; Metazoa; Arthropoda; Arachnida; Sarcoptiformes; Oppiidae.